UUGUUUUGACGGUGUUUUAUCAGAGAAAUUGCAAGAUAUCCGGUGGACUUUUAUCUAUAUUUUUUUUGCAAAAUAUUGUUGUAUAGAAUAGUUAAUUAUUUAUAAAAAAAAAUGGCAUUAACAAUAACAAAAUUUUGUGGUAUAUUUGUUAAAUAUAGAACAGUUUUAAGUUACAAAAAAAUUCAAUUAAAUAAGAUAUCAGCAAUAAAUUUUUCAAUAAAAUCAAAUAUACCAGAGCAUGAAGAAGAUGAUGGUGAUAAAUUAAUAAAAGCACCAAUUGGUGAUGGUAAAUAUUUUUCAUCAGUGGAAAAAGCUAUAUCAGAUAUUCCAAAUGGAGCAAAAUUACUUGUCGGUGGAUUUGGUCUAUGUGGUAUACCUGAAAAUUUAAUAAAUGGAUUAUUAAAAAAAGGAUCAAAUAAUCUUACUGUUGUAUCAAAUAAUGCUGGUGUUGAUGAUUUUGGUUUGGGUCUUUUAUUAAAUGAAAAACGUAUUAAAAGAAUGAUAUCAUCAUAUGUUGGUGAAAAUGCUGAAUUUGAAAGACAAUAUCUUGGUGGUGAACUUGAAGUUGAACUAACACCACAAGGAACACUUGCUGAAAGAAUAAGAGCUGGUGGUGCUGGAAUUCCAGCAUUUUUUACACCAACUGGUUUUGGUACAAUUAUUGAAGAAGGUAAUGUCAUAAUAAAAUAUGAUAAAGAUGGUAAUCCUGAAAUAUCUGGUGAACCACGUCCUGUACAAGAUUUUAAUGGACAAAGUUGCAUUAUGGAAAGUGCUAUUAAGGGUGAUUUUGCAUUAAUUAAAGCAUGGAAAGCUGAUAAAGCUGGUAAUUUAAUAUUUCGUAAAUCAGCAAGAAAUUUUAAUGAAGUUAUGUGUAAAGCAGCUAAAGUAACAAUUGUUGAAGCUGAAGAAAUACUAGAAAUUGGACAAAUUGAUCCAGAUAAUGUUCAUGUACCUGGUAUAUAUGUUGAUAGAAUAAUAAAAGGUACAAAUUAUGAAAAACGUAUGGAAAAAAUUAAAACAAAUGCUGCUGUUAAACCAAAAAAAUCAACACCAGCAAGUAAAGCACGUGAUAGAAUAAUAAAACGUGCUGCACUUGAAUUUAAAAAUGGAAUGUAUGCUAAUUUAGGUAUUGGUAUGCCAAUGUUGGCUAGUAAUUAUAUACCAAAAGAUGUUAAUGUUACGUUACAAUCAGAAAAUGGUAUACUUGGUCUUGGUCCAUUUCCAUCAGAAGAUGAUGUUGAUGCUGAUUUAAUUAAUGCUGGUAAAGAAACUGUUACUGUUUUACCUGGUGCAUCAUUUUUCAGUAGUGAAGAGAGUUUUGCAAUGAUUCGUGGAAAUCAUAUUGACUUGACAAUACUUGGAGGAAUGCAAGUAUCACAACAUGGAGAUUUAGCCAAUUGGAUGGUACCUGGAUCAAUGGUAAAGGGUAUGGGUGGAGCAAUGGAUCUUGUUUCAGCAUCAAAAACAAAAGUUGUCGUUACAAUGGAACACACAGCUCGUGAUGGAAGUCCAAAAAUUGUUGAAACCUGUGAUCUACCAGUUACAGGUCAGCAAUGUGUUGAUAUGAUUAUCACGGAUCUUGCUGUUUUUGAAGUGAUAAAAGGUGAAGGUUUAAAACUCAUUGAACUCGCACCAGAUGUCGAAAUAAGUGAAAUCGUUAGUUCAACUGGUUGUGAAUUUUCUGUUGCUGAUGAUAUAAAAGUCAUGGGUCAAGUUGAUGACAAUGAAAGUUAA
Aphidius gifuensis is the source of this 1734-nucleotide messenger RNA. RefSeq names its product succinyl-CoA:3-ketoacid coenzyme A transferase 1, mitochondrial (gene SCOT). Lineage: Eukaryota; Metazoa; Arthropoda; Insecta; Hymenoptera; Braconidae. Gene Ontology annotation, cellular component: mitochondrion. Gene Ontology annotation, biological process: ketone body catabolic process. The transcript has 4 exons. The record is from RefSeq and is a predicted model, not a curated record. Gene Ontology annotation, molecular function: succinyl-CoA:3-oxo-acid CoA-transferase activity. The coding region runs from base 112 to 1734 and encodes 540 amino acids.